CACAGGAUUUUAUGUUUCAGCAGACAAUGUUAAGAGUAAAGGAUCCUAAGAAGUCACUGGAUUUUUAUACAAGAGUUCUUGGAAUGACACUGCUUCAAAAAUUUGACUUUCCUACUAUGAAGUUCUCACUCUAUUUCCUGGCAUAUGAAGAUAAAAAAGAUAUCCCAAAAGAUAAAGCUGAGAGAACACCUUGGACCUUCUCUAGAAAAGCUACACUUGAACUGACACACAACUGGGGCACUGAAAAUGAUGAAAAUCAGUCUUACCACAAUGGCAAUACAGAUCCCCGAGGAUUUGGACACAUUGGAAUUGCUGUUCCUGAUGUCUAUAAAGCUUGUAAGAGGUUUGAAGAACUAGGAGUGAAAUUUGUGAAGAAACCAGAUGAUGGUAAAAUGAAAGGACUUGCAUUUGUUCAGGAUCCUGAUGGCUACUGGAUUGAAAUUUUGAAUCCUAACCACAUGGUGACUCUCACUUAGUUCUAAUGAAGUAUAUUAUAUAAGACAUGCACACAUUUAGUCCCUUGAAGAAAAUCUGUAAGUGUGUUAGUGGAAUUCUCCCUUAAAGGAGAGGAACCAGUCCUAUCCAGAGUUUCCUCUAAAACUUUCCUUUGGAACCUCACUGUAGCUGAAUUCACUUUUUCCUGCCCUGUGAUGCCUCUGCAUUUUGCUUCCUAUUAGGAAUACUCCACCAUUUUUUUGGAAGAGGGCUUACCCCAUUACAUUCUCUUCUUGAACAUUGGUUAUGUCAGUCUUUCACUAAACACUAUCAAAAGAUA
Chaetura pelagica (chimney swift) is the source of this 775-nucleotide messenger RNA. RefSeq names its product glyoxalase I (gene GLO1). The coding region runs from base 12 to 476 and encodes 154 amino acids. Gene Ontology annotation, molecular function: lactoylglutathione lyase activity; metal ion binding. The record is from RefSeq and is a predicted model, not a curated record. Lineage: Eukaryota; Metazoa; Chordata; Aves; Apodiformes; Apodidae. The transcript is spliced from 5 exons.